This is a messenger RNA of Acomys russatus (golden spiny mouse), 739 nucleotides long. RefSeq names its product myosin light chain 11 (gene Myl11). Lineage: Eukaryota; Metazoa; Chordata; Mammalia; Rodentia; Muridae. Gene Ontology annotation, biological process: skeletal muscle tissue development. The transcript has 7 exons. Bases 149 to 658 code for a protein of 169 amino acids. Gene Ontology annotation, molecular function: calcium ion binding. Gene Ontology annotation, cellular component: cytoplasm. The record is from RefSeq and is a predicted model, not a curated record.
CUGGGGUGGGUAUCCGCAGGGCUAAGGUUACUGUGGUAUGUUAAGGGCUGCUGGGGCAGGACUAUAUAACCCCAGAAGAUCUGCUCCAAGCAGAUUCUCUGCUUUCCUCCAGCUGGAGCCACUGCCUUGCCCUCAGGAGAUCUAAGACAUGGCACCCAAGAAGGCCAAGAGAAGGGCGGGAGCAGAAGGGAGCUCCAAUGUCUUCUCCAUGUUCGACCAGACUCAGAUCCAGGAGUUCAAGGAGGCUUUCACUGUAAUCGACCAGAACAGAGAUGGUAUCAUCGACAAAGAGGAUCUGCGCGACACCUUCGCAGCCAUGGGCCGUCUCAACGUAAAGAACGAGGAGCUGGACGCCAUGAUGAAAGAAGCCAGCGGGCCCAUCAACUUCACGGUCUUUCUGACCAUGUUUGGGGAAAAACUUAAGGGUGCGGACCCUGAGGACGUCAUCACCGGAGCCUUUAAGGUCCUGGACCCAGAAGGCAAGGGCAGCAUCAAGAAGCAGUUCCUGGAGGAGCUGCUUACCACGCAGUGUGACCGAUUUUCUCAGGAGGAGAUCAAGAACAUGUGGGCAGCCUUUCCCCCAGAUGUGGGCGGCAACGUAGACUACAAGAACAUCUGCUAUGUCAUCACACACGGUGACGCUAAGGACCAGGAAUAGGGGACCCAAGGCCUCAGAAGACCUAGCCGCUCCAACUCUCACCCCGACCCUCAAUAAAACUCAACUGGUCUUUGUUUCUUA